GGUCAUGUGAUGUUCCAGUGGAUCCAGGCCAUGUUUUAGUUGAAGCCUUCAUCCAUCAAUUAUGUCAGGGGAGGAUUAGAGGAAAGAAAUCAAAUACCGUGUGUGCGUGUGUGUCAGUGAGGACGUGCACGGAGGCUGCGCGCCGCUAGUGUGCGCGCCGCCGCCACUCCAGCAUCAGCACCAAAGACGACGACUAGCGAACCGGACCGGAAGAACAGUACCGGUGUUGAAUAAUAGAAGCAGACAUAUGCUGGCCGCUUCCUAUCACUUCUCGUGUCCUGUGAGAGCGCUCAGCCGCGGGAUGCCUCCUCGAACCCGGCCGGGGCCGAACGCUUCAUUCUCAUCUCAGACGCGUGGAGCACCGAAGCGGAACCUGUGACUGCUCGUGUUCUGCGGAACCCACCUCGCUCCACGCCGUCACCGGCGAGCUUUUCAUGGCUUUUGUGUUCAGAAGAUGGAGGCUUCUCCUGGUGCUGAACGUCAUGGCGGUGGCGGGAUUCAUGACUCUGUGGAGCAGGUGUAACUCUCGCAAGGUCCAAACUGCCGUUCCGGACUCCACCGUGGACCGACGGAGACCGGUUCGAGCCAACGGAACCGUGCGGGGUGCCGCUGUCGGCCAUGAAGCACUGCUGAAGAGGCUCAGCUUGCUGGAGGAUGUCGUGUACAGACAACUCAACGGUCUGUCCAAAUCCCUGGGCCUGAUCGAGGGCUUCGGGGGCCGAGGGGCGGGCGGCCUCCCUGCCACGCUGACCCCGGCCGAGGAAAGUGAGGCCACGCACCUGCGUGACAAGUACGGCUACAACGCCUACCUGAGCGACAGGAUCUCUCUGGACCGGACCAUCCCGGACCAUAGACCCAGCCGAUGCAAAGAGGUGUCCCACUUGAGAGACCUCCCCCAGAUGGCCCUCAUCUUCAUCUUUGUCAACGAGGCGCUGUCGGUCAUCCUGCGUUCGGUGCACUCAGCUGUCAAUCACACGCCGCCUCACCUGCUGAAGGAGAUCAUCCUGGUGGACGACCACAGUGACGACGAGCAGCUGAAAGGACCUCUAGAGGAAUACGUGAAGAAGCGCUACCCCGGCCUGGUCAAGAUCGUCAGGAACCAGAAGAGGGAGGGGCUAAUCCGGGCCAGAUUGGAGGGCUGGAAGGUGGCCACCGCCGAGGUGACGGGCUUCUUCGACGCCCACGUGGAAUUUACCCCAUUCUGGGCUGAGCCGGUUCUGUCCAGAAUCAAGGAGGACCGCGCGAGGAUCAUCCUGCCGUCCAUCGACAACAUCAAACACGACACCUUUGAGGUGGAGCGCUACGAGAAUUCGGGUCACGGCUACAACUGGGAGCUGUGGUGCAUGUACAUCAACCCCCCCAAACAGUGGUGGGACGAGGGGGACAUGUCAGCCCCCAUCAGGAGUCCCGCCAUGAUCGGUUGCUCCUUCGUGGUCAACAGGGUCUACUUUGGCGAGCUGGGUCUGCUCGACCCGGGCAUGGACGUUUACGGAGGGGAGAACAUCGAACUGGGCAUCAGGGUGUGGUCGUGUGGGGGCAGCAUGGAGGUUCUUCCGUGUUCCAGAGUGGCUCACAUCGCCCGCAUGAAGAAGCCAUACCACAGCAACAUCAUCUUCCACAUGCGCCGCAACGCCCUGCGCGUGGCCGAGGUGUGGAUGGAUGAGCUCAAGUCCAACGUCUACCUGGCCUGGAAUAUCCCCAUGGAGAAUCACGGCAUCGACUACGGAGACGUCUCUGAGAGGGUGGAGCUGAGGAAGAAGCUGCAGUGUAAGAACUUCCAGUGGUACCUGGAUAACAUCUACCCUGAGAUGAAGACCUACAACAACACCAUCUACUACGGAGAGGUCCGCAACUCCAAAGCGACCCACCUGUGUUUGGACCAGGGAAUCAAGGAGAACCACACGGCCACCUUGCACCCCUGCCAUGGGUGGGGGCCUCAGUUAGGACGUUACACCAGAGAUGGCGAGUUGUUCCUGGGUCCGCUGGGCAGCACCGGGGGGGACACUCGUUGCGUGGCGGACGAUCCCGGCAGCACCUUGCCACAGCUGGUGGACUGUGACAAAGCGAAGGACGUCCAGCAAACCAAGUGGAUUUACACUCAGGGCGACUCCAUGGUCAACGCCGCCACGGGGCGCUGCCUGGAGGUGGUACCCGCAAACGUCUACUUUGGACACCAGGUGGUGCUGCAGACCUGCUCUGGACAGAGGUGGACCAUCAAGAAUACCAUGAGCCAGUAGAAGUCUGUCCUCUGGACUGGAUGAAGCCACAAGCAGGCUCUUUACUCUUCAUUGACGUCUACGUUUUCUUCGGACAAUAACGCUUCUUCUUCAAACGUAUAAGAGAUGAACUUUAAAGCAGCGUGUGAAUACGUGCGUCCUAGCAUGUUUUACGAUCUGGUGGACAUUCUGAGUGUCUGCAUCUUGUUGCAUCUUGUUGCAUGCAGCAGGACAAAGAAGGUUCAUUCAUGGACGUGAUGUGAAAGUACUGUCAGACGACAAGUGGAGGAAGAAAAGUCAGCAUCUGUGUUGAUUGUUAUGAUGUCAUCAUGUUUUUUUUUGUCAACAUGUCUUCCAAUAAAGUACUUACUUGAUACUUUACAUAAUCA
Molecule: messenger RNA, 2605 nt
Organism: Doryrhamphus excisus (bluestripe pipefish)
Lineage: Eukaryota; Metazoa; Chordata; Actinopteri; Syngnathiformes; Syngnathidae
Gene: galnt17
Product: polypeptide N-acetylgalactosaminyltransferase 17
Biological process (GO): protein O-linked glycosylation
Cellular component (GO): Golgi apparatus
Molecular function (GO): polypeptide N-acetylgalactosaminyltransferase activity
Source: RefSeq, a predicted model, not a curated record